AUGAGCUCUCGAGCGGCUUCAGCGGCGUCCUCUCGUCGUGUCAAGCAAGAACUGGUUCGACUACUGUUUGGGAAAAGCAAUAAGGAAUCGACCAUAAUUCAAGCCACAACAACUGCCAAUAAGAAACCACUAGACCAUACUUCCUUCUCUUAUUCCGACCUUCGAACUGCCUAUUUGCAGCGCUUACAGACCCUCCACCCCGACAAGGACUAUUCCAAAAGGGAGACAGAUCCCCACCACCAUUCCAGGCGGCACCACGAAUUUGUGCAGCUCCAACAAGCAUGGGAUCGAUACGACCAAAUGGCCAAGGUUGUGGCCAACAACAUCGAUGCAGACUCCAGUUUUACCUUGUUUGGCGUGGGAUGCAGCUUUGCAGACAAUGAGCGGGAACGAGAAUGGAGAAAUGAAAUCACCGAUCAAGCUUGUCGUGGGUGGUUCUCGUCGGGGUCCUUGGCGGAAGAAGCCACGAGCGACGGAGACGAUAAGAAUAAGUACAUGAAAGGAACAUCCCAGCACAUUUCUCUGCUCAAUGACGAGGAUGACAUGUUUAUCGCGGUGCCAGAAGAAACAGACAAAGACCACAAACAGCAACCAAAAGAAGACAACAUAAGACCACGGCGUUCCCUGGUGGACACAAAGUUUCGGCCAAGGUCCGCCGGGGGGUGA
Seminavis robusta is the source of this 666-nucleotide messenger RNA. The record is from the annotation of a GenBank genome assembly. Lineage: Eukaryota; Bacillariophyta; Bacillariophyceae; Naviculales; Naviculaceae.